Molecule: messenger RNA, 2085 nt
Organism: Tachysurus vachellii
Lineage: Eukaryota; Metazoa; Chordata; Actinopteri; Siluriformes; Bagridae
Gene: lysmd3
Product: LysM, putative peptidoglycan-binding, domain containing 3
Exons: 3
Coding region: 143-1066 (307 amino acids)
Biological process (GO): Golgi organization
Cellular component (GO): Golgi apparatus
Source: RefSeq, a predicted model, not a curated record
CUUCAUACGUCAUGACGCUGGGACCGUGUUGACGUGGCGUAGAUAACUAGUUAGCUAAACAAACGCACACUCAGCGCUUAGAUUAGCGAGAAUAAUGGCUUAGGUAAAACCGGUGGAUUCACCUGACUGUAUCAGCGAGAAAAUGACUGGAAGAAACCAAUAUAAUGGCUUCCAGUCAGCUACGACAAUGCAGCCUGCAACUGGAGCUCACACUUAUAUCUUCGGGAGCAAUUCUGAGACCGAGUGCUCUGAGGAGGAUGGAGAGAGCAACGAGCUUCGCUCCAGAGGCAGGGAGAGGCACCGGCGCAGUACCUCCAGUGAGAGAAAGGAUGACAUUGUCUACGUGAUGAGAGACAUCAAGGAGGGAGACACGCUGAUUAGCAUUUCGCUGCAGUAUUUCUGCUCUGUCACUGAUCUAAAGAGGGCCAACAAUCUCCUGACAGAGCAGGACUUCUUCGCCUUGAGGUCCAUCAAAAUCCCUGUGAAGAAGUUUAGCUUGUUCACGGAAACGCACAGCACAGCUCCACACAAAUCCAACUCUCCCAGCGGUGUACGCAGAAUCCCAGAGAUCCCUCUGAGCACAGGAUCAGCAGACUCCUCUCCUUCUUCCUCCUCCUCCACCGACAGUGUGGAGUGCUUCCUGCAGGAGAAGGACAAGGACAUUGAGCGUCUGGUCAAAUACACAAAUCCAUCCAGAAGCAGUCUGAGCGAGGUGGUGUCCUCGCUGAACUCCCAACAGCCUGUACAGGGAGAGGCAGAGCGUAGAUCUGCCGGAAGGAAAGACCCGUACUAUGGAGCGGACUGGGGUAUGAGGUGGUGGACUGCAGUAGCCAUUAUGCUUGUGGUGGGCAUCGUCACACCAGUGUUCUACCUGCUGUACUACGAGGUGCUGAUGAAAGCAGACGUUAGCCACCACACUGCUACAGAGUCCAUUACAACAGUCUCAAACAUUGGUGGUGUGCCAGAUCUACCAGCAGUUAAGGCUGUUCCUCACCAAGAUUCCCUCAUGCAUCCAGCUGUUGAACAUCCAGCGUCUGUUCUGGGACAGGAACAUAAAAAAACGUAGGGAAGGAUGACGUAGACCAGCAUGUUAGUUUUGAGGAAUUUUGUUUAAGGACUUGUACACACAACCACUUUUUCAGUGAUCAAAGUUUGACUUUUAAGGACAUGUUCAAUAUUUUUGAACCUUCUCUAAAAUUAGCUUCGGGAGAAAAUUAAAAAUGUAUCCUCUGUGAAAUAUGUAUGGAUGCACAGUAAUGCCUUCUUGGUAAUGGCAUAUUGUUAAAACAUUACAACUUGUUUUAGGUUAAGUUCCAACAGAUUUAAACAUUAAUCAGUUCUUGUAGAGCUGAUACGUUUAAUUUGUCCACACAUUUCAUAUCUGUCAGCUCUUAAACAUAAUGCUCUUAAAGUAAAUCCAUUAUUAGUCUGAAGAAGCUGCAGACAUGAUAUCAAAUUAAUAAUUAAGUCCACUAUUUUCAUUUUAUUAGAUUUGUUCUGUUAGGAAUCACCUGGGUGUUUGGUUCAAAUCUAUUGAAUUCAGCCUUUCAAAUAAAAUAAAUACACUUUGUGACACAAGCUGAAGCUGCCAUGAUAUAACUGCACUUAAUUGUGCAUUAGUGGUGCCAUUGGAACUGCUCCGGCAGGGAGCGUGAACUCUAACUGACUCGGCCCUUUAGGCAAUUUCUCUCAUCCAUUUUUACCCCACGUGCAACAAAACCAUAUUAGCAGCACUGAGCCCAAACGUGUAUUCAGAAUGUCACUGGGGCGACUGAGGUCUCUUUUGUCAGGGAUGUACACACACACACACACACACACUAAUUUAUUCUAGGAAAUUAUCAUAAUUUGCAAAAACAGUAUUGACAAUGAUGUUGCCUACUUUCUUUUUAACUUUGCCUGUUUGCCAACUUCAAUGCUGAAAUCUUUAACUUGAUGAAUUGAUGUGAACUGUAUAAUACUUGUGAAACUUCACGGUGUACUCUCUUUAACAUUACCAUUUUUGUUUAAGGAUGAAUUUGAGCAGUAUGUGCCUUCGGCCUGUGGAAUUUAGUUGCAGGUUGAAAAUAAAUGAAUUAUAUUUUAGUA